Penicillium waksmanii is the source of this 1950-nucleotide messenger RNA. Its product is annotated as putative transcription factor. Gene Ontology annotation, cellular component: nucleus. The record is from RefSeq and is a predicted model, not a curated record. Lineage: Eukaryota; Fungi; Ascomycota; Eurotiomycetes; Eurotiales; Aspergillaceae. Gene Ontology annotation, molecular function: DNA binding; zinc ion binding. The transcript is spliced from 4 exons. Gene Ontology annotation, biological process: DNA-templated transcription. The coding region runs from base 1 to 1950 and encodes 649 amino acids.
AUGGCCGACUCCGGGAGUAAAGUUCCUGCCAACACGGUUUCUGAAAUAGCUGCCCUGUCCCAAACAACUUAUGCUCCCUCCGGUGAUACGAUAAUGGAUGCCAAGGACGAAAGUCCCGAGUGUGGCAGUAUGCGUAUCAGUGAGUCAGAGGUUAGCUAUGUGGGACGUGAUCACUGGGCGAUUCUACUUGAUGGAAUUGCAGAUCUCAAGGUUCACCUUGACCGUGAGGAGCAGCUUCGACUCGCGAAUACCCCUCCAAACCAUGGCACUGAGGAACAUAGGAGCACCUUUGCACAACCUAAAUCUGGAUAUGCGAUGCUUCUAUAUGGAGGCCGUCGAUUAGUUUCUCGAGAAGAGAUUCUCUCCAAGUUACCGCCAAAAGCGGUGGUCGAUCGCCAUAUAUCUCGGUAUUUCAACUACCUGGACCUUGUUUCGUCAUCCGCGAUCCAUGGUCCAAGCUUUCUACGCGAGUAUGAGACAUUUUGGAAUGAUCCGUCAACAGUACCAAUCAUGUGGAUCGGUCUCCUGUUCAGCAUGAUCUGUCUUGGAUGCCUAGUAUCAGGCAAGACGUCCGAGCAGAAUACAGAAGAUUUCUCACUUCAGAUCGAGCAUUUUCGGGAAAGCAUUGUCCAGUGUUUGAUUCUGGGGGAAUAUACAAGAUCCGGGCCAUACGUUUUGGAAACAGUAAUUAACUACACAUACGCCGAGUUCUACAUUCGAGACGAUACCGACAAGGAUAUUUGGUUUCUAUUGGCUUUGGAAGUUAACUUAGCCAUGCGAAUGGGCUGUCACCGUGAUCCCAGCCACUUCCCCGGAAUUUCGCCAUAUAAAGGGGAGAUGCGUCGCCGGUUAUGGGUGAUGAUAUUGAUGGCCGACAUAACUGUCUCAAGCCAAAUGGGCAUGCCGCGGAUGAUUUCUGACUCCAAAUGGGAUACCAUGGAACCACGAAAUCUGAACGAUACGGACUUCGACCAGACAACGACCGAAUUACCUCCAUCCCGCCCGCUCACCGAACGCACCAGUGCGCUUGGAAUAAUUGCUAUGAGGCGUGCUAUGACCGCGCUUGGGGCUGUGGUCGAGCUGGUAGACGCAGUAAACCCUUGCAGCUAUCCAGAUGUGAUGCGCGUCGACGCCGCCCUCCAACAGGCGGCAGGAAGCAUCCCCCCGCCGUUGAGGCCACAACCCAUGGCAGCUAGCCUAACCGACCCUCCGCAGAUAAUCAUGUCUCGGUUGUUCCUAUCCAAUAAGAUCUAUCAGGGGCAGAUUGCGCUGCAUCGCCGCUUUCUCUGCUCAAAGUAUCGUGAUGCAGAUGGCAACCCAGCUACAUACUCGCACAAAAUUUGUUUUGAGGCUUGUCUCGGUACCUUGGAUAUUCAACACCUGGUUGAUGAAGAGACCUGCCCAGGGGGGCAACUUGCUACAAUGCACUUGAGAGCAAACACGUUAAUGCAUAAUCAAUUUCUUACCGCAACGAUGAUUCUAUGCACAUUGCUCCAUAACGCACAUCCAGUGCAACGAGACUCAGAUAUUCGCGAAACACUCCAAAGAUGCCGAACCAUUUGGAUGAAAAGGAGCGAUACGUCGACGGAUGCAAAGAAGGCGGCCGACACUGUCAGCUUCGUCCUUGCCAGGUCAGCUGAUAGUCAAAAUUAUGGGACUCCAUCGAGUCAAGUUGUUAAAGAGCCCGGUGGCAGUGAUUCCCAGAACAACGAUGCUCAUCUGGACGAUGGAGACAACUCCAGAUCUGGGCUGGAUGAGGAAAUGAUGUGGCCAGUCAAUGAUGGCUUUAUUAAUCCUGAGAAUUUUGUUAUGCCUAAUUCUUUUGGUAAUUUUCCUCCGCCGGUGCAGCAGACACAGGGAUUCCAGCAAUUUCGAACUUUUGGCGCCGACUCCAAUUUCAUUGAAAGGCGAAAUUAUGAUUGGAUGUCAAUGAAUUGGUCUGAUACAUAG